Molecule: messenger RNA, 1632 nt
Organism: Pan troglodytes (chimpanzee)
Lineage: Eukaryota; Metazoa; Chordata; Mammalia; Primates; Hominidae
Gene: LCN9
Product: lipocalin 9
Exons: 6
Coding region: 245-811 (188 amino acids)
Molecular function (GO): small molecule binding
Source: RefSeq, a predicted model, not a curated record
GUCCACGGCAAAGAUGGCUCUGCUUCUGCUGAGCCUGGGGCUGAGCCUCAUCGCAGCCCAGGAGUUCGAUCCCCGCACCGUUAUGCAGAGGAACUACAAUAUGGCCAGGGUUUCGGGGGUCUGGUAUUCUAUUUUCAUGGCCUAAGAUGACCUGAAUCGGAUUAAAGAAAAUGGAGACCUGAGGGUCUUCAUCCAGAAUAUUGAACACUCGAAGAACGGCAGCCUAAAAUUUGAUUUCGAAUACAUGGUGCAGGGGGAGUGUGUGGCUGUGGUCGUGGUCUGCGAGAAGACAGAGAAGAAUGGGGAAUACUCCAUCAACUAUGAGGGCCAGAACACAGUGGCCGUCUCGGAGACUGACUACAGGCUGUUCAUCACCUUCCACCUCCAGAACUUCAGGAACGGGACCGAGACCCACACGCUGGCGCUCUAUGCACGGGUCCCACAGCUGGAACCCUCCUUCCUGAGCAGAUUUGAAGAAACCUGCAAAAAGUACGGACUUGGCUCACAAAAUAUCAUCAACUUGACCAACAAAGAUCCCUGCUACUCCAAGCAUUACAGGAGCCCGCCCAGGCCUCCCAUGCGUGAGCUGCAACUCGGAACGGGCAGGGGGCUGGAUGGGGAGAGCUUGGGGCCAACGUCAGAGGCUGGGGGGUCCCACCCCAGGAGGUGCCCACCCCUCCCCCUGGUCUGGGAACCGAACACAAGGUGCUUUGGUGAAAGAUGCUGUGAAAAGCAUCCUGGAGUCGGGGCAGUGAUGGGGCCUUCCACGGUGGUAAGGUCUGAGCAGGAAGUGAGAUGGGGCCCUGUGUGAGUCUCCAGGGGCUGAUGUCACCAUAUGCGGGUGACUAGGACAACCAGGAUUUACUUUCUCACAGCCUGGAGCCCGAGGUCUGAAACCCGAGGUCCGCAGGGCUGUGCUCCCUCCACCGGCUCCCGGGAAGGGUCCUUCCUGCCUCUUCCGGCUGCUGGGGGGUCCAGGCAUCCCUGGCUUGUGGCUGUCACUACAGCCUCUGCCUCUGUCUGUGUCUCCUCUUCUGUCUCUUCUAAGGACACUUGUCAUUGGAUUUAGGGCCCAUCUUCAUGCAGAAUGAUCUCCUGUCAAGACCUUAACUUCACACCUGCAAAGACCCUUUCCCAUCAGACGCCCUUCACAGGCUCCAGGCACUAGGAGAGGAGCAUGUCCUUUGAGGGACACCACUCAGGCCACCACAGGCUCCUUCUCCGAGAUGCCCCUCCCUUCUCAGAAAUGGUCCCAGCCCAGUAAAAACCCCCAGGGCCCCCUUCCCUUCCCAGAGCCUGAGCCUCCCAGAGAUAUGCCUCUGAAGGCACCUCUGCAUUUCUGCACGAGGGUUCCUGAGGGUAAAGGAGUGGAUGUACCUGUGGUGCGUGGUGGCCCCAAGAUGCGGGUGAGAUGAGAUGGCAACCGGCAACCAAGGCCCUACCCCUCCCCUCUCCGCCCCUCCCCUCCCUGACCUUCCCCUCCCUGUCCCUCCCCUCUCUGCCCCUCCCCUCCUGUCCCCUCCCUGGGCUCAGCCACUGCCUUUGGGGGAAGAUGAUCAACAAUGUCACAGCUGAGGCAGGUGCCUGCGCCCCCCUCCAUGUUUUGGUGAAUAAAAGGGAGGUACCAGCCAA